Molecule: messenger RNA, 1530 nt
Organism: Monascus purpureus
Lineage: Eukaryota; Fungi; Ascomycota; Eurotiomycetes; Eurotiales; Aspergillaceae
Source: the annotation of a GenBank genome assembly
CUUCACUCUGCCUCCAUGACCAUGAAGAGCAUUGCCUUCAGACCGCAGCGCAGUUCAGGCCCCAAAGGGCUGGUCUGCUACUGCUGCCAGUUCUCCACCUUCUCAGCCGCACAUUGUAGCCCUUUCCUGGCACAACAGAACCCCGUCAGCCGGGCAAACCGCAGGGUAAAUCCGGGGGCAUUGCGGCCGAAGGGGAUUCCAUCACUCCCAUUGAUAUAUUCGCAGCCUAUCUCCCGACGAUUUGCUUCGAAGAAAGCGAAGGCAGCCUCUACUGCUGACUUGGAAGCAGCCUUGCGACAAGUCGGCCAGGAAUCGUCGCAUAUCCGCAAUUCAGGUUCUGUCCCCUCCAACGAAUCUGUGGUCCAAUUACUUCAGAGAUGUGAAGAAAUCGCCUCAGCGCUCGUCUUGCGAGAACAGGAUGGAGGAAAGUCAUUUCCAGCAAAGGACAAGGGCAAUGCGACCUCAUCGUUACUGAACCUAGAAGAGGAAAAGAGCAGCAACAGAACGACGACUACGAAAAGACAACGACAACUAAAAGCAGUAAUGCCAGGCACGAAUAGCGUCCAAUCGCAUCUGGCGAAUUCCGUGUCGAAGAUAGUCAACGGCAUCGUGAAGGACGAGAAAGUCUUCAUCUCUCCCGAAGCCCUAGCUUCCUACACGAAGAUCCAAACCCUGCUGAAACGCGCCGACGAUUUCCCCGAGAUCUUCCGUCUCUACGCCCACAAGCCCAUUCCUGAGGAAAACAGUUCGCCGGUCAAAUACCACAAACCUAACCCCAAGGGCGUUAAUAGUGCUGUCCCUGCAGAUAUCGCCAAUAUGGCCCUCGACGUAGCCAUCGAGCAAAAGGACCUGCCGCUCGUUCUGAAUAUCAUCGAUAAUACCUUCUGCACUCCCGCAUUCCACCGUGCGAAAUUCUUUAAAAAGGCUGCGGUUCCGCUAGGUGCAUUGGCUGCUACACCUGCUGCAAGUUACGCCAUUGCGUCCUGGGUGUCGUCGUUCCAGAAUACCAUGGAUCCCAGUACAGCAACAGGGAUCACGCUGGCUGCCAUCCUGGCAUAUGUCGGGGGCGUGUCGUCGAUGGGGAUGAUCUCCAUCGCCACCGCAAAUGAUCAGAUGGAACGUGUUGUUUGGAUGCCUGGGGUUCCGUUGCGGCUUCGUUGGAUUCGUGAGGAAGAGCGCGCAGCCCUAGAUAAAGUCGCUGUUGCUUGGGGGUUCAAGGACGUUUCGAUGAGAGGUGAGGAAGAAGGCGAAGAAUGGGAUAGCCUGCGUGAGUUCAUCGGGAUUAGAGGUAUGAUUCUGGACAAAACCGAUUUGAUGCCUGGAAUGCAGUGAGUCCCAUGGCAAGUUGGGUUGACCUACUGAAGACUACGAUUCUUACGAUGUAGAUAUACCUAUAUAUAGUCGCUUUUGCCGAGAUGGAACUGUAUGCCAAUAAUAAUCCAAAACGUGACUCAGAAAUAUUUACCGUCAAAGCGGGAAAUAGUAGCUCACUUAUGUGAUCGAAUGCAAGAAGAACGGGUUAAGUCAUGA